UCUUCGUGUCAGUCAGUGUUAACUUUUAUAGUGGUACAAUUUGCAUUCAUACGCCGAAAAUAAUAUGAACAUGGCAUGAAACUUUCAAAUAUCGAAAUGUGUAUGUAUUUAUUUGCCAUCAAAUCAUCAAAGCGAAAGGAAAAGCAGAACGGAUAGUUUCUCAGAUUUUUGAGAAUCAUGCAACUGUUUAACAAUUUGUAAAAAAAAUUCCUUCAAAUUAUUUGCAUGCAGACUCCAGGUCCAGGAAAUUACAAUAUAACGAGUUGGAGGUCAUGGCCAACUCCCAGUUAUACUCGUCCCGUGGUCGUUUGCUUUUUCAAAGGGGCAGAUACAUGUUCAAGCUGCGAGACGCUUUUGUAUGGAGAUUACUACCAAAACUCCUCUGGGAAAAUAAAUAUUUGCUUCGAUUGUUUUAGAAACAUUUACGACCCGAUACGACGAAAACCUGGCAAUUUUCAUAAAAUGCGUCACUGCAGAUCAUAUCAUACGCAUAUUGACGUUGAGAAUAUUGUGCAUCAUAAAACAACUUCCAAAAAGAUUCGGAGACUUCAACUAAUGGAAAAACGAAUGUGGAACAAGUUCGGAGAAAGUUUAGAUUACAGAGGAAAACCAAUCUGAAGGGAUCCAUGUAAAAUCCUAACAUUAUCUUAAGCGUUACUUUUUAUCAUUCCAUUGUAGAAUUAUGACCGAGUAAGUCACAAUUAUGCCGGCGACCUGAAUAAAUUGUCAAACAAGUCAGAAUUUAAUUUACUAGUUACAUGUUCGUUUGUUGUGACAUACCGAUAAAAUAAGUCGAUAAGUAAUUGUGAAAAACUUUCCACCUUGAAGACCAAUAUUGUCACUGGAUGACAAUUCGUGCAAAAGCAGCAUCAGCUUUUUUGAGGAUAAUUUUUCUACGUUGUUAUUCACUGCGAGCCAAUUUCGUACUUUGUCCAACUGAGAUAAGUACAAUAAGUGCUUAUCGCAACAGCUUAAAGAUGUGUAAAUAUGUUUCUGCUUACAUUAUAAUUUCCUUGGGCUGCCAUGUAUAAUGAAGCAACGGUAACAAUGAGAUAAAUUCCAGUCAUCGUUUUCGACAAAAAUUUACCCUCAACUUGUACAAGCAAGCGAAUUUCUAAACAGUGAAAUGGUAAUCCAGUCAUUAAUACGAGCAAAGUAAAAACACGGAAAGCCUUGUUAAACUUGUGAAAGUCUUUCUUCAUUUGGAAAUAUCGGUCGAAAAUCUGUUAGAAAAUUGUGAAAAUGAGAUAUUUUAAUAAAUAACAGAAUAAUCUUAAAUGAA
This is a messenger RNA of Folsomia candida, 1282 nucleotides long. RefSeq lists its product as uncharacterized. Bases 226 to 618 code for a protein of 130 amino acids. The record is from RefSeq and is a predicted model, not a curated record. Lineage: Eukaryota; Metazoa; Arthropoda; Collembola; Entomobryomorpha; Isotomidae. The transcript has 3 exons.